GCGGUGAUGGAGAUGGUGGUGGCCGCGGCGUCGCCGGAGGUGCCCGCGGAGGAGGAGAGGGCGCUGAUCCGGGACAUCACCGUCGCCGCCGAGGCCCACUCCAAGGAGGGGGACACCUUCUUCCUCAUCACCAACAGGUGGUGGCAAAGUUGGAUUGAUUAUGUUAUUCAAGAUUUGGCUAGUGCAACAAAUAAUGGUUCUCAUCAUCAUGAGUAUGGUUCGAAUGUUUUGAGAAGACCAGGAGCUAUUGACAAUACAGAUCUGAUUGACGAUACUGCAUCUGAAGUGUCGAACAUGGAGAUUGAACUACAUGAUACAUUGGUCGAGGGUCGUGACUAUAUUCUGCUUCCACAACAAGUUUGGGAAAAGUUGCAUGGUUGGUAUGGUGGAGGACCAACAUUGCCAAGAAAGGCAAUCAAUACUGGCUUGUCUCAAACUGAUUUAGCCAUAGAAGUUUAUCCUUUACGUCUGCAGUUGCUUCUGGCUCCAAAAGGAGAGCAAGCUGUUAUAAGAAUAAGCAAAAAAGAUACAGUUGGCGAACUCCAUAAGAAGGCUUGUGAGGUUUUUGAUUUGAUACCUGAUGAGGUCUGCAUUUGGGACUACUAUGGCCGAACAAGACAUUCUUUGAUGGAUAAUCUAGAGAAAACCCUUGAUGAUGCCAACAUUCAGAUGGAUCAAGAUAUUCUAGUUGAGGUUAGUACUGAUGCAAACGGUAGUUUGGAUGGUGGUUGCAUGGGUUCAAUCCAAGAAAACGAAUAUUUCGAACGAGAAUCAACUUCCUUGAUUGCAGAUGCUUCGAAAUCAGGAUUAUCGAACGAGAAUUUUGCAUCGAACAAUUAUACUUCUAGAAGCUACAGCUCUAGUCUCACACAAAGCCAGUACCUACGAUCUUCCAAUGGGGACUUGGAUAACAUGCAUGGUACUAGUAGCAUGAUUACCAGAGGAUCUCCUUUAGGUCUUACAGGGCUACUUAAUUUGGGAAAUACGUGUUUCAUGAAUAGUGCCAUACAAUGCCUUGUGCACACACCAGAAUUUGCUAGAUAUUUUCGUGAAGAUUACCACCGUGAAAUAAAUUGGCAAAAUCCGCUGGGUAUGGUGGGUGAACUUGCUUUAGCUUUUGGUGAGCUACUGAGGAAACUGUGGGCUCCUGGACGCACACCAGUUUCUCCUCGACCAUUCAAAACAAAGCUGUCUCGGUUUGCACCUCAGUUCAGUGGAUACAACCAACAUGAUUCACAGGAGUUGUUGGCGUUCCUCUUGGAUGGACUUCAUGAAGACUUGAACCGUGUGAAACAUAGACCUUACAUUAAGUCCAAAGAUGCUGAUGGUCGAUCAGAUGAUGAGGUCGCAGAUGAAUAUUGGGCCAAUCAUAUUGCCAGAAACAAUUCAAUCAUUGUUGAUGUAUGCCAGGGACAGUACAAGUCAACUUUGGUCUGCCCAGCCUGUGGAAAGGUUUCAGUCACUUUUGAUCCGUUCAUGUAUCUUUCCUUGCCUCUACAAUUUACAUCAACCAGAAGCAUGACUGUUAUGGUCUUUACUUUUGAUGGGAGUAUUCCACCAACACCAUACACUGUAAUCGUGCCCAAGCAAGGCAGGUGCAGAGAUCUUAUCCAAGCCCUCAGCAAUGCAUGCUCACUUAGAACUGGGGAGAGGCUUGUAAUUGCCGAGAUACGUAAUCAUAGAAUCCAUCAUCUACUAGAUGAUCCAGUGGUUCAGCUAUCUACAAUUAAUGAUGAUGAUCACUUGGCAGUUUAUAGGCUUCCAAAAAUGGAAAAGAAGCCAAAUUACAUUCAGUUUGUUCAUCGCCGUGAUGACUUGGACAACGGAAGCAAUAUCAGUUCAAUAUCUUGGAAACCCUAUGGUGUUCCUCUUCUUGCACAAGUAUCUCGUAAUGAAACUGUCACGGGUAUGCAUAUGCAUGAGAUGGUCCGCAAAAUGCUUGCACCUAUGCAGAAGAAUCAGGAAUCUCAGCAUAUGGUUCAAAGCUCUGUUUCCACAAGGACACAAACUUAUCAUACUGAUGCAAGUAAAUUGCAGCUACAGUUGAUUGACGAUAGCAAUUCAAUUAUUGAGCAAUCAAAUGAUACUAUUAGAGUCCCACAGUCUUCUCUUGCAGCUGUAAUCUUUGUCAAUUGGCCCAAAGUGGAUCUGAAAAAGUUAGACAUUCAUCAUUUGGAGAACCUUCCCGAGGUGUUCAAAUAUGCUCCUCCUGCCAAGAGAACCCGUGGUGAACCUCUCUCGCUCUAUGCAUGCUUGGAUGCUUUCUUGAGAGAAGAACCUCUUGUUCCUGAAGACAUGUGGUACUGUCCAAGGUGCAAGGAGCAAAGGCAAGCUAGCAAAAAACUGGAUUUAUGGAGGCUUCCUGAAGUGCUAGUUAUACAUUUGAAGAGAUUCUCAUUUAGUAGGUCAACAAAGCAGAAGCUAGAAACAUUUGUCAACUUCCCAAUACAUGAUUUCGAUUUGACAAACUAUAUUGCCAACAAGAGCUCAGAACGCCAAAUAUAUGAGUUGUAUGCUGUGAGCAAUCAUUAUGGCAGCAUGGCAAGUGGACAUUAUACAGCAUACAUAAAGCUUUUGGACGAGGACAGGUGGUAUAAUUUUGAUGAUAGCCAUGUUUCUGCCAUCAAUGAAGAAGAUGUGAAAUCAGGUGCAGCCUAUGUGCUCUUUUACAGAAGAGUGAGAGAUGGAACAGCAAGCAAUGGAAUUCAGUCAUAUGCCAAUCAAAAUCACAGAUCCAGCCAAAGAUGAAAAUUUUUUUGUUGCACAGAUUUGUAUGAGAUAAGAGGAAUUUGGGAACAAACCCUGCAUUUCCUUUUUCAUGGAACUGCAAGAGUCAUUUUGGUACCAUUAACAUGUCUCGGAAAAGGCUGGCCUCAUGAAGAAUCAAAUGUGGAAUGCAUUAGACAAUGCAAACAGUGCAAAUUUCUGCAGCAUUGGAUAAAAUACAGAUGGGAAUUUGCACAAGUAGAAUGCGAGUGAUUAUCCCAGGUAUUAUGAAUAUACAGCUUCUUUAGGAAGUAAGGCUGGUUGGCUUCUAGUUUCACCUUGAAGAGAGAAACAUAGGGGACACAAGAUAACUUCUAGAAACAUCUUUUUGUUCAAUUUGUUUUUUUAGUUUUGCUCCAUAUCUAGACAUAGAGUACACCUUUACUGUUUUCAUCAUCAAUGCUAAGACCGAAAAAGUAUUGGUGCACCUGUAUCACACUGAUUAUUGAGGCUUGAGGUGGCCAUCUAUAGGAUGUGCUAUGACGCGCCAGUACAAGUAGUCUUAAAUUAUGGUGGUGUGAUGGUAUCCUGUUGUUGCAGCAAGAAUUUGUAACCUGGGUUGUACUUUUACUGUGGACAAUUGGUCCCAAGGCUGUAAAAUGUGUUGGUGCUGAGAUAAAAAACACAGUAAAACUAUGCGUCUACUAUCAAAGUGCUGUAUCUCAGGUAUCCUCGAACUGAGCUGUAACAUUAGAUAUCUUGGAAAGAUGAUAUUACUAAUUCUGGUCAUUUCCAAGAGCUCAGUUUGAGGAUACCUGAAAACACCCCUAAAUUUCGUACCAAAAUAUGUAUCUGUUUGCAGUGAAUGUUCUUCUAAAUGCAGGCAAGACAAUGAACA
This is a messenger RNA of Oryza brachyantha (malo sina), 3604 nucleotides long. Its product is annotated as ubiquitin carboxyl-terminal hydrolase 5. The transcript is spliced from 13 exons. NCBI's taxonomy places the organism in Eukaryota, Viridiplantae, Streptophyta, Magnoliopsida, Poales, Poaceae. The annotation marks the transcript as partial. Gene Ontology annotation, biological process: protein deubiquitination. Gene Ontology annotation, molecular function: cysteine-type deubiquitinase activity. The record is from RefSeq and is a predicted model, not a curated record.